Messenger RNA from Chroicocephalus ridibundus (black-headed gull), 2705 nucleotides. RefSeq names its product sialic acid acetylesterase (gene SIAE). The coding region runs from base 418 to 1869 and encodes 483 amino acids. NCBI's taxonomy places the organism in Eukaryota, Metazoa, Chordata, Aves, Charadriiformes, Laridae. Gene Ontology annotation, biological process: carbohydrate metabolic process. The transcript is spliced from 10 exons. Gene Ontology annotation, molecular function: sialate O-acetylesterase activity. The record is from RefSeq and is a predicted model, not a curated record.
AGCCCAGCCUUGGUGCCCUUGGCACACCCGGACCCUGCUACGCUGCCCCUUGCACCCCCCUGCCCCACUUCGAAACCCUUGGCACCCCCCUGAGACCCACUUCUAUGCCCUUUGCACACCCCAAGCCCUGCUUUGGGGCCUUUGGCAUCCCCUAAACCCCACGUUGAUGCCCUUGGUACCCCCCCUCAGACCCUCUUCAAUGCCUUUGGCACCACCCUGAGCCCUGCUUCAGGGCCCUUGGCACCCCCCAGCCCUUUUGUAAUGCCCAUGGUACCCCCGCAGCCCCACUUCGAUGCCCUUUGCACCCUCCUAUCCCCAUUUCAAUGCCGUUGACACCCCUCCAGCCCCUCUUCGACGCCCUUAUCGCCCCCUCAGCCUCUCUUCGACACCCUUGGAACCCCCCCCAGACCCUCUUUGAUGCCCUUGGCACCCCUUCAGCCCCCCUUCGACAGCCUUGGCACGUCGCUGCCGCCGUGGGACGAUGCUUUACGGGCGAUGCUUGGCUUCGCGUCCUACUAUGGCGACCACAUGGUGCUGCAGAAGGAGCCGGCGGGGGCCGUGGUGUGGGGCUACGGGGAGCCGGGGGCCACCGUGACCGUGGUCCUCUCCGAGGACAGUGGCCUCAUCGUCAUGAAGAAGACGGUGCGAGUUAAAGGACCUUCUGGGACAUGGACAACUGUCCUGGACCCUAUGGAUCGGGGCGGUCCCUACGCGCUGACAGCCGGGCAAGGCUCGGAGAACGUGACGCUGCGGGACGUCUACUUUGGAGACGUCUGGCUUUGCAGCGGGCAGAGCAACAUGGCGAUGACAGUCUUGCAGAUCGCCAACGCCACCCGGGAGCUCGCCGACGCCGCUCGCUACCCCUACGUCCGCGUCUUCGCCGUGGCACCCGCCCGCUCUGACGUGGAGCUGGAGGACCUGGAGCGCAUCGACUUGCCGUGGUCCAUCCCGACGGCCGAAAACCUGGGCCAUGGGAAUUUCACCUACUUCUCGGCCGUCUGCUGGCUGUUGGGGCGUUACCUCUACGAGGCUCUGGGGUACCCCGUCGGGCUGGUGGAGGCGGCCUGGGGAGGCACCCCCAUUGAAGCCUGGUCUUCUCGAAGGGCUCUGCGGGCCUGCGGGCUCCCGGAGGACGCGGGGAGCCCAGCUUUGGCCUCCGGCAUCUCCCAGCACCGCCGUCUCUCCGGCCCGCAAACGCCCUCCGUGCUCUGGAACGCCAUGAUCCACCCGCUGCUCAACAUGACGCUGCAGGGUGUCGCUUGGUACCAGGGUGAGGCCAACACCUUCCUGCACACGGACCUGUACAACUGCACCUUCCCCGCGCUCAUCGCCGACUGGCGCCGGGCUUUCCAUGCCGGAUCGGCCGGGCAGACGCAGCCGCUCCUCCCCUUCGGCUUCGUGCAGUUGUCCACCUAUCGCCGGCAGAGCCCGGACGACAGCUUCGCCCGCCUCCGCUGGCACCAAACAGCUGAUCUGGGGGUUGUCCCCAACGCCAGGAUGCCCGGCACCUUCAUGGCCGUGGCCAUGGAUCUGUGCGAUGAGCGCUCGCCCUACGGCAGCAUCCACCCCCGGGACAAGCAGAACGUGGCCCACCGGCUGCAGCUGGGCGCCAGGGCUGUGGCGUAUGGGGAGAAAGACCUGGUUUUCCAGGGGCCGUAUCCCACCCGGGCCGUCCUGGAGGUGACCAGGGGUCUGCUGAACCUCACUUACAGCCAGGAGCUCGUCUGCCGUCAGAGGGACACGCGGGCGUUUGAGAAGGGGAACCCCGAACGCGGGAAGAGCUCAGCCCGGCCGCCACUGUCGCGUUACAGACAUCACCCCACCAGGCUGUAUCAAAACCAGAGUUUAAUGCACUCGAGCGACCGCUGACAGGAAGGAAUUGGAUCAAACUGGAUCCCAGUAGACCAACUGGGCAGGUCCCGAAGGGUCAGGCAGAGCCGAGCGAGUCCCGGGAGGCUUCUCCCAUCGCCUGCACUCCAGGCUUCGCUUCUGGGCAAGGGGGAGAAGAAAAGGAGGAAGUUAAUUGACUGGGCAAUCGUAAACUGGAAUCUUGGGCUUUCUCCGCCAGCGUGCGACUAGCCCGAGAGCCAGUUGUGCUAGCCCUGCGGUUGCCAUGCCAACCAGGAUGCUAAAUACAGCUCAAUCUGGGUGUUUUUGUUAAAAACCACAGCCCUCAGACUGGAUGCAGGGCCGGGAAAGGAGCCCAGGCGGCCUGGCUCCCACCCUGCCAGGUCGAGGAUCCCCGUGAGACCACAUCGUUGCCAGCAGCCCCCCCGGGAUGUAAAGCUCCCCGCUCCCAGCAGGCUGCACUGCUCUCUCUGCCAAAAACGGGGACCCCCCCCCCGCCCGGCCCCCCGGUUUGCCCAGAGCUUGGAUUUGAGCCGCGAGCUCUCCGCUUUCCGUUCCUAUAGCAACUCCUGCCCACGCGUGGGCUCGCAGUAGCAUCACAUCCCGCCUGCCAGAACCCAUCCCCAGCUGCAAACGGAGCCGUCGGCCCCCCCGGCAGCCCCCCAACUCUCCCCAAAAAAAACCCUCAAGGUCUCGGCAAAGGGUUUAGGGCCACGCUGGAUGGAUCCAGCCUCACCGGGUGGGAUCUGGCUGCGGAGGAGCCAAGAGGAGAGCGAAGAAGUCUUCUCUACUGAAAAAGCCUACCUAGAGCCCCGCCGUUGGGGAGGGACACGCUGCCGUCGGCCUCGGGGGGUUUG